This is a messenger RNA of Sebastes umbrosus (honeycomb rockfish), 5154 nucleotides long. RefSeq lists its product as uncharacterized. The transcript has 13 exons. Lineage: Eukaryota; Metazoa; Chordata; Actinopteri; Perciformes; Sebastidae. Gene Ontology annotation, molecular function: protein binding. The coding region runs from base 230 to 2644 and encodes 804 amino acids. The record is from RefSeq and is a predicted model, not a curated record.
CCUUCAGCUUCUUACCGGACUCUGGUUGUCUUCCACCGGGACCACCGUCUCUCUCUACCGGACUCUGCCCGGCUCGGUGCGACCCUGCCCGGCCUGAGGACCCGCUGCGGCUCGGAGCUGCAACCCGAGCAGCGAGCUGUAGAUGAGACCCGUCCUCCUCUGACCUUCUGGAGGAAGUUGUCGCCACAAUUUAACCAGCACGUUCUCUCUGCUCUGCCCCCGGUGCACCAUGGGAUUUGCAGUCCUUUUCGCUCUCCUCCUCUCUCUGGUGACAUCAUCAGUGUGUGUUGGAGUGGACGUGGCCAGUGAAGGUGGCGCUGUGCUGUGUCCUCUGCUGUGUGUGUGUGAGACGAGGCCGUGGUACACCCCCCAGUCUGUCUAUCACCAGGCCAGGACGCUCGACUGCAAUGAACUCCAUCUGCACAGAGUUCCAGCCAACGUGUCCUCUGACACACAGGUGAUGCUGCUGCAGAGUAACAACAUCUCCUCCAUCACUACUGAACUGCAGAGUCUGAACAACCUGACAGAACUGGACCUGUCAGCGAACCACUUCACACAGGUGAGCUCUAUGGGUCUGUCCUCUCUGAGCCGGUUGGUGACUCUGUACCUGGAGGAGAACCGCAUUGAGGAGUUGGAGGACUUCAGUCUGAGGAACCUGUCCAGUCUGGAGGAGCUCUACAUGAACCACAACCGCAUCUCCUCCAUCGGACCCAAAGCCUUCGCCGGACUCACCAACCUGCUGCGGCUCCACCUGAACUCCAACCGACUGGUGGCCAUCGACAGCCGCUGGUUCGAGUCCCUACCGUCCCUGGAGAUCCUGAUGAUCGGGGAGAACCCCAUCCUAGGUCUGGAGGAGAAGAACUUCCUGCCACUGUCCCGCCUCCACAGUCUCGUGCUGGCUGGGAUGGGUCUGGCCUCCGUCCCCGCCGCCGCCUUCCUGGGCCUCGACUACCUGGAGAGCCUCUCCUUCUACGACAACCGGCUCAGGUCUGUUCCUCGGGACGCUCUGAGCGUGCUCCCUAACCUGAAGUUCCUGGACCUGAACAGGAACCCGAUCAGCCGAGUCCAGCAGGGAGAUUUCCAGAACCUCCAGCACCUGGAGGAGCUCAGUCUGAACAACAUGGACGAGCUGCUGAUGGUGGAGCGAGCAGCUUUUCAGAACCUUCCAGAAAUCGCCAAACUGGAACUCUGCAGCAACUCACGCCUGUCGUACAUCGACCCGCAGGCCUUCAGUGAGCUGUCCUCCCUGCGUACUCUCCUCCUCCACAGUAACCAGCUGAGCCUCCUCUCUGGAGACCUCCUGUCCUCCCUCCCGUCCCUGGAGGAGGUGUCUCUUCACUCCAACCCGCUGCGCUGCGACUGUCUCUCCUCCUGGGGUCCUCACCUCGGCAAACAGUCGCACCUCAAGAUGCUGGAUUCCUCCAUCACCCUCUGCUCCUCCCCGUCUCACAUGAUUGGCCGGAAGCUUCAGGAGGUGGUGGGGGUCGGCUGGGGCGGGGUCGGUGGCGGUGGGGGCGGGGCCAACAGCUGCCUGCCUCACAUCUCUCCUCACGCCUUCCCACCGGCCAUGAACGUCAGCGCCGGGCAGCCAAUCACACUGGAGUGCUGGGCGGAUGCUGACCCCGCCCCUCAGUUCUACUGGGUGACGCCCACUGGAGACAAGGUGAGCUCGGAGGCGGUGGCUGCGCCAAUCAUAUCAGAGGAGGGGCGUGGCCUGAGCAGGAGGAAGAAGAAGCAUCGCGUGUCAGAGCCCGGAGCGCUGGUCAUCGAACACGCCGAGCCGUCAGACGCAGGUGUGUAUACCUGUGUAGCGUGGAACAUGGAGGGCGCAGACACCAAGAGCAUCUCAGUGUUUGUGGACUCUCAGGGAUCUGUGGGCUCGUGGUCGCUCAGGGGGAUCCGGUGGGGCGGUGAGCCCAGCAGAGAGCAGCCCUGGCUGUGGAACUCGUCCAGCGCUGCAGCCUCUCUGGUGGUGCUGGCGAAGGUGGUGCACGCCCAGUCGGUGGUGUUGGAGUGGAAACUGUAUCCCAGCAGCGGAGCUUCGUCUGUGGGUCAGAACCAGCAGGACGCCCCCCUUCCUCUGACCCGCUGGACCAGCGCCACCGUGCACAUUGACAACCCUCAGAUCAGCUACACUGCCGAGGUUCCAGUAGAUGUUCAGGAGUAUAAUCUGACUCACCUCCUUCCCGCCACGGAGUACCACGUCUGCCUCACCGUCUACUCCUCUGCUCCCUUCCCCUCCUCCUCACCCAGCUCCUCUCCCUCCCCGUCCUCCUCCUCCUCCCCCGUCCACACCUCCUGUUUGAACGUCACCACUAAGGAGAAGGGUUUCUCGGUGGAGCUGGUGGCUUCGCGGCGCAGCAGCGUGGCAUUGGCGGCCGUCAUGGGCUCCAUGUUCGCCCUGUCAAUCAUGGCGCUGCUGGUGGUCUACAUGGGCCGCCGCGUGCAGCAGCACAAGUCCUGUGGACACUCGCUGAAGAAGUACAUGCAGCACGCCACCUCCAUCCCUCUGAACGAGCUGUACCCGCCGCUCAUCACGCUGUGGGAGAGCGAGGUCGAGAAGGACAAGGAGGACAAGGAGGAGGAGAGGGUGGAGGAGGCGGGGGGGAGUCAGAUCGACACCACAAAGACGUACAUGUGGUAGCCGGAGGAGACGGGAGAGGUUUUAACCAGCUGAAAGACACCGGAGGGUUCACAGGGGGGGCGAAGAGGAACUGGAUGACCAGCAAAGGGAGAGGUCACAUGACUCAACGAGUAGCCUGAUGGGUAGAAAAACGUCCACGAUGUCGAUAACAAACACACCUGGCUGCUGAGAUGUGCAGAUGUGUUUCUCAAACUGUGGGUCCGGGCCGGUUAAUGGGCCGUGUCAGCUGGUUUAAACGGGGCGGUUGUCCUUCCAGCAGCAGAUGAACUGUUGAUCUGUGAGUCUAAAUGUUUUCUACUCUUCCUCUCUUUCUCUUUUCAUUCUCUCUUCUCUCCUCUUCCCUCUGCCUCUGUCAAGCACACUGACAGUAACUGUACUGUUAAAAAAAAAAAAAUCGAAUUAUUGUAAUUUAGUUCAUCUGAUGAACAUGAAUGCAGCACUAACACUCAGCACAGGCAGCCAUGUGGAAUAUUUCACCUUAGAGGUUGUCAGAGUGGCACUUAAAGGUCCCGUCUUCAAACAUUUCAAAGCUAUUUAUAGAAAAUAAUGUUGAAUCAAAAUUCCCUCCGUGUUUAUAUCAGCUGCAGCUCAAACAUCCGAGUAAUACAAACCUCAAACACAACGUCAAACUGUAUGCAGAUGACAUGUUAUUGUACAGAUAGAAAUUUAAACACACAUCUUAUAUACAUAUAUUAUUUUUACAACAACACAUUUAAUGUAGUGAGCACUGCCAGGAGCAGAGUUAUAGGUAAAUAUUUACAACAUAAAUCACAUGUUUUAUAGACCCUUUUUGUGUCGACGUCAUGAUGACGUCACGUUGUUAGCUGGAGGCAAAACAAAGGAAUGACUGGAGGCUAACACUAGCAGUGGGCUAAAGUUACACAUCUAAAAUGUCAUAUUGUUGUGUUGUUGGGUGCUAGAAUCAAGAUAUCACAAACAUUUGAGACGUUAAACUGUGAUUCGAGGCUCUAGCGAGCUACAAUAUCGGCGAAACGUUUCCGAGAUGGAGAGUAAAUGUUGCUAAUAUUUAGCCUUCUGCUAACCGCAGCCGUGACCUAUUGGCUAUGAUUAGCAGAGGGUUAUUAGCAACCCUUUCUCUCCAUCUCUGAAAUGCUUCACCAAUAUUAUACAACUUUCUUUUUGACAGACUUUACUGAAGGAUGGUUAACUAUAGGCAUCCAAAGAUUUAUAUACCCUCAAUCAUUUUAAUUUUGCCGUCUACUCCUCCUGAAGUAGUCUGCCAGCGGCGUAGGGGUCGGCUAAUCUGGUAACAUUGUUAUUAUAAGAGAUACAGUGACAUCAGCAAAGUGGACAUAUUUUCUACGAUAGUCAUGUAUGACAAGAGACUAGACAACUUCAAUCUCUGUAUUCACAUCACAGGAAAUAGAAAAAAACAGUUUCCUCUGUUGACGACCCUUCCUGUUUUCAGUCUGCACAUUCAGUCACUUUCCAUUCAGCUUCGAACCAACAAACAAACUUCCCGUCUGAUUUCGGGACCUUUAAUCCUCCAGAAACUUCACUUUACUUGACGCAGCAUGAAUGCAUCACUGUUCUAUUUUAUUCUAUUUGUUCUGCAUCAGGAGUACACACAGUGGCUGUCACGGUGACGGUAGUCAUCCUGCUACAGUCCCACUGACGCCACUGUUAGGUCCAUGUGAAGAACUUUAUCAAUACCCUCUGCACGGACACUAACAGGGACCACGUUGGACUUGUGUUCGCUCACUAAUGCAGAGUUAUAAUCACUGUUUUAUAUCCUGUAACACUGACUUCUUUUGGGUUUUUAGACGUUGCACUGGGAGGUGGAGGUGGAGGUGGUGCUGCAUGCCUUUGCACUCAUAUUUAGGACUGUUUGUAUAAAACCACGUCUGUGUGACGACCUGCAAACUGUUCGGUUCAAUCAGGAAGAUAUACAUCAGACUGGCAAUACAAACAAGAAUGUUUUAAUGGAUCAAACCACUAAUUGAUUAAUCUGAAAAAUAAUGAAUAGACACAGAAAACAAUAGCCUGAGAUAUCUGCAGGUUUUGUUUUCUUUGGUGAAUGGAGUUUGUGUCAACAGGAAGUCAGAUUUUUAAUAGAAAGAAGGUUUCUGAAUAUGAGCUCCAGAUUCAGAUUUAUUGACGUAUGUUGAUUCGUCAGUUUGCAGGUUUGUCAUUCAGACUUUCAGCCAAAUAUUCCCUCAACUGUCUGUCAACCAAAACACUUCAGGAACAAACACCCAAAGGAUGCACUGGGCAUUUUAGAGAAUAUAUUCUGUAUAUAUUUACAUGCUGUUCUAAAGAUGUUUCUCUGGUUGUUGUGAGGAGCUUCUCUGUUUUGUCUUAGUAAACUGACUCUCUGUUGGUCAAACAAAAUGAGACAUUGGAAGACGUCACUCUGGAGAAAUUAAAAUAAUGUGGAGAUGAACUGAUAAACAGUGAUCAUCAGUUUGGACCUUCAAACCUUCAGAGUUCAGUGUGAAAACAGAGCGGCACCCUCCGGCAGCGAUCAGAGUGAACAACCACAAUGACAU